Colias croceus (clouded yellow) is the source of this 1165-nucleotide messenger RNA. RefSeq names its product alpha-tocopherol transfer protein-like. Bases 78 to 1010 code for a protein of 310 amino acids. NCBI's taxonomy places the organism in Eukaryota, Metazoa, Arthropoda, Insecta, Lepidoptera, Pieridae. The record is from RefSeq and is a predicted model, not a curated record. The transcript has 8 exons. Gene Ontology annotation, cellular component: membrane. Gene Ontology annotation, molecular function: phosphatidylinositol bisphosphate binding.
UCUGCUCUCAGCGAACGCAGUUAGUUCAUUUUAAACCAUCGGGUUGUGCAGUUAACUGGGAAAUUUAAAAUUUAAUAAUGGCGUCAGUUUCGACGUUAGUACAGCCGUCGGGAGAAAUGUGGGAGAAGAUUCGGGUAGAAUUGAAUGAAGAUGUCAAAACUAGGGAUAGAGACUUGCAGCAUAUAAAGGAAUGGUUGAGGAAGCAGCCGCAUUUGCCAGAUGAAUGGGAUGAAGGUCGUAUAAUGACAUUUCUGAGAGGCUGCAGCUUUUCUUUGGAAAAAUGCAAGAGAAAAUUGGACAUGUACUUCACCAUGAGAGCCGCUUGUCCCGAGUUCUUCACCAAUAGGGACGUGAAGCGACCAGAAUUAGUGGACCUUAUGUUGAGAGCGCAAGGUCCGCCCCUGCCAGGGUUGACACCUAAUGGACGCCGCGUGACUAUUUGCAGAGGUCUGGAUAAGAACUUAGACACAAACCAGAUAAUCGAUGCCUUUAAAAUCGCUCUAAUGAUUGGAGAUGUAAGGCUCAGAGAGGAGAAAGAGGGUGUUGGUGGUGACAUCUAUAUUCUAGACGCUUCUAUCGUCACGCCAAGCCAUUUGGGCAAGAUCUCCCCGUCUGCUGUGAAGAAGUUCCUUAUUUGUGUGCAGGAAGCAUACCCAGUAAAGCUGAAACAAGUACACGUCAUCAACACGUCACCAGUUAUUGAGAAGAUUGUAAACUUUGUUAAACCCUUCCUGAAAGAAAAAAUUAAGAACAGGAUAUACAUCCAUUCCGACAUCAAUGAGCUAUACAACUACGUGCCCAAAGAAAUGCUUCCUGAAGAAUACGGUGGUAAUUGUGGAUCACUCACGGAUAUUAACGAGGCAUGGAUGAAGAAACUAGAAGAAUACACAGAAUGGUUUAAAAACGAGGAAUCCGUAAAAGCCAAUGAAGCCCUUCGGCCCGGAAAACCUACUAAUUACGACGAACUUUUCGGCAUCGAUGGGUCUUUUAGACAACUAUCUAUAGACUAAAAAUAUAUUAUAAGUUUAUAGCUUUACCAUGACAUUAAAUUUAUUUUUUUUAUAGGAUCUUUCAAUAUUAUUCGUAUUUUUAUAUAAAAUUGUCUAAUUGCAUAAAAGCCUUCCGCACUUUGAAAAAUAUUAUGUUCAGAAACAGUCUUUUCAUU